GUUCAAUUGUCCAGUAGCUCAUAAAAAAACAACAACCACACUUCCCCUCAUAAACAUAAAUAGAAAUUAAAAAUUAAAUUAAAAUUAAUUUAUUCUGAGGAAAUCCAUGUAUGAGUUAGAUUAUAGUAAAAUAAAGCCAUUUAUAUCAGGGGGAAUGUCAGAACCUGACUUGAACCAGUGCAUCACAGAUUAUGGCUCACACUGCCGCACAGUGGUGACAGGGGGUACUGCGUGAUGACGCGCCCACACUGCGCUACUUACGCAGCCCUCCGUCGCGACGUAAACACGUGCAGUUCGCUGCUUCCAGGUUACGGUUUUUUUCAUUCCACCGUCAUCCUCGCGCUCUAGCAUCACUCCCUGACAACAGCAGCGAUGGCGGAGCCCGUAGCAUCGGAUGCGGCGGCCACAACGGACGCAGCAGAAGCGGCAGCAUCCCCGACCCCGGGCCUCUCCCCCGCAGCCAGCCCGGGCUCGGAGCCUCCAUCCAUGGCUCUGUCUCCCACGGCGGACGGCUCCCAGCGGCUGCUCUUCUCCCACGACCUGGUCUCCGGGCGGUAUCGCGGCUCAGUCCGGUUUGGCCUCGUACGGAUGAUCCACGGCGAGGAGGAUUUUAACUCAGACUCGGACCUCGAUGAUGGCGGAGGGAGAGGCGGUGGCGGUGGAGGAGGAGGAGGAGGUGGCGGAGGAGGAGGAGGACGAGUCCCGUGUGGUUCGGACACUGAGAGCGGUGUGGACACCCCGAGUCGGCCUCUCUGUAGGGGAUUUGUCCGCGUCCAGUGGUACCCUGAAGGAGGAAAGCAGGACAUCAGGGAGACAAAGCUGAAACUUGAAGAUCGAUCCAUCGUCAUUAGAGACAUUGUGCGACGAAACAACUCUAAUGACAACCAGUGUGGUAUUGUGACCAACAUUGACAUCGAGUGUGCAGUGAAGCUGGUGGGAACAAACUGUGUUCUGUAUCCAGUCAACAGCAAAGACCUGCAGCACAUCUGGUCUUUUAUGUACGGCGACUACAUCGCUUACGACUUCUGGCUGGGGAAAGUGUACGACUUGACUAAUCACAUCAUCCUCAAGCUUUCCAACGGAGCCAGGUGCUCCAUGAGUGUGGAGGACGGUGCCAAGCUUUACGACGUCUGUCCACAUGUCAGCGAUUCGGGCCUGUUCUUCGAUGAGGCGUAUGGUUUCUACCCAGGCCAGGUUCUGAUCGGUCCGGCCAAAGUCUUCUCUAAUGUACAGUGGCUGUCGGGGGUCAAACCUGUCCUCAGCAGAAAGUGCAAGUUCAGGGUGGUGGUAGAAGAGGUAAAAGUGGUUGAACUGAAGGUGACGUGGAUCACAAAGAGCUACUCUCCCAAAGGUUCAGACAGCGUCUAUCCACCUCCCUCCACCAUCACACAGGAAAAUCUCUGCAGGGUGAGGCGUUUGGGUUACUACGACCACACCCAGAGGCAGCUGGGAGAGAGGGCCCUAUAUGUUUUCCCUGCCAAGGGGGACGCCACACGCAUCACCUGUGAAGGACCUGAGGGUGCCCCUGUCCUGCCUGAAGACCCCGUGGCCAGAAAGUUGAAAAGGAUUUUCAAGAAGGAUUUGGGGAAGAAGACGGAGAAUGCCGACGCACAAGGGGAGCACAAAUCAGAGCAGACAGAUUCGUCUCAUCCCAACAACAACAACGGCCCUGUUGUGCCCAUCCAGUACCCUCUGGACUCCCACAACACUAACGACACCUCGGCUGAACACGGGGAGCAGGACGCUGACGACGAGGCUGCAGAAGACACUGACGAUACCAGCUCUCUGACGUCAUCAGCCAGCUCCACAGCCUCUUCUCAGAGUGGCGGUCUGGGAACCAACCGCAAGAAGAGCAUCCCGCUCUCCAUCCGUAACCUGAAGAGGAAGCACAAGAAGAAGAGGACCAAGUUCUCCCGCGAGUUCAAGCCCGGAGACCGGGUUGCAGUGGAGGUUGUAUCCACAAAGACGACGGCUGAUGUGAUGUGGAAGGACGGGCGGGUGGAGAAGGGGAUCCGAUCAAACGACCUCAUCCCCAUCCAGCACCUCGACAGUCAUGAGUUCUGUCCCGGGGACUUCGUUGUAGAUAAACGACCCCAAGCCCUCCAGGACCCGGGAGUGUACGGUGUGAUCCAGUCUGGUGAUCACAAGGGCAGAACAUGUGUCGUCAAGUGGAUCAAACUCAACUCCAGCAGCGACGACGUGGAGGUAAUUGGUAUGGAGGAAGAUGUCAGUGUGUAUGACAUCGCAGAUCACCCAGACUUCCACUUCCGCACCACCGACAUCGUCAUCAGAAUAUGGAACUCAGAGAACGGACACAACGACUGCGAAAAUGAGACGUCAGUUGGCCAGGUGUCCAGGGUGGAUGUGAGCAGCAAAGUGGAGGUUGUGUGGGCGGAUAAUUCCAUGACCAUCGUCCUGCCACAGCACCUCUACAAUGUGGAGUCUGAGAUCGAGGAGACCGACUACGACUCGGUGGAGGAGACGAGCAGCGUCCUGUCCACUGAGGAGUGGGAGGACGAGAGCGACAGCUGGGAGACGGACAACGGCCUCACCACCGAGGACGACAGCCACGUCAACAAUACAGAUGUCAUCGACACAGCGACCCCAACCCCCACCCCCACCAGCUCCUCGACGUUCAUAAUCCCCCCUCAAGAGGGCAGCAAAGCCGGGGUCACCAGCCCCACUAAAGGAGCCCCAGGAGAGGAGGGAGAAGCCUCUGUGGCUGCUGCUAGUCCCGCUUCUGGAGGAGGAAUUUGUGAUAAGCUUCUAAAUUUUGCCUGCUUAGGAACCACCCCAGGAGCAGUCAACGGAGCGGAGAAGCCAAGCAAAGAUGGCACCUCCCGAGGCUUCAGGGAGUUGAAAGAGGCCCUGAAGAUCCUGGAGAGCCUGAAGAACAUGACUGUGGAGCAGCUCUGGACAGGCGGUUCUCCGACCUCCCCGACCUCCGCUGAACCCGCUUCCACAACGAACGUAGCGAGUUCAGUGACGCCCACGGCCCCUGAGAAACCGACCAAGGAGAAACGCUUCCUGGAUGACAUCAAGAAGCUGCAGGAGAACCUGAGGAAGACGCUGGACAACGUGGCCAUUGUGGAGGAGGAGAAGAUGGAGGCUGUGGUGGAGGCAGGUGGGAGUGGAGGAGCGGGGACAGAGGUAGAAAGAGUUGGAGAGGAAAAGCCGCAGCAGGAGCCACAGACACCGGUGGGUGGACAAGAAUGGCCCAGUGAGUUUCUCAGUGACACACCAGUACUGUGCCAACAGAGUGGUGGCAAGCCUGGCGUCACCUUCACCAGUGCCAAGGGAGAGGUGUUCUCUGUGCUGGAGUGGGCACCAGACACACACUCGUUUAAUAAAAUGGAGUUUCAGCCAGCGGAGGCAAAGAAGUUCUUCAGCACAGUGAGGAAGGAAAUGGCUCUGCUAGCAACGUCCCUGCCAGACGGCAUCAUGGUCAAAACAUUUGAGGAUCGCAUGGACCUGUUCUCAGCUCUGAUCAAAGGGCCGACUCGAACGCCUUACGAAGACGGUCUGUUCCUGUUCGACAUCCAGCUGCCCAACAUCUACCCAGCUGUGCCGCCUCUGUUUCGCUACCUGUCACAGUGCAGCGGCCGCCUCAACCCCAACCUCUACGACAACGGCAAGGUCUGCGUCAGCCUGCUGGGCACCUGGAUCGGCAAGGGCACUGAGAGAUGGACCAGCAAGUCCAGUCUGCUGCAAGUCCUCAUCUCCAUACAAGGCCUUAUCCUCGUCAACGAACCUUACUAUAACGAGGCUGGCUUCGACAGUGACCGAGGCCUCCAGGAAGGCUAUGAGAACAGCCGCUGCUAUAACGAGAUGGCCCUCAUCAAGAUGGUCCAGUCCAUGACGCAGCUCCUCCAGAAUCCUGUGGAGGUCUUCAAACAGGAGAUCCAGGAGCACUUUAUUUCUAACGGCUGGCGGCUCGUCCACCGCCUGGAAGCGUGGCUCGAGCUGCACGACGGUGCUGAGCGGGGUCAGGCGGCGCACAGGGCCCAUCACUCCAAAGACCGACCCUCAUCUGUGGAGCCUCUGGACGAGCAGGGGCCCGUGGUGGUGGCUCACAGCAGCCCCAGUAAGCCUGGGGAGGAGGGGGUCACAGGAGCCGGAGUUAGCAGUAUUAUGGAGGAGGAGCUGGAGGAUUCAGGGCUGAGUCCCUCCACUACAGCCGCCUCUCAGCAGGAGCUGAGCCACAACUCAGACUGCGACAGCACCCAGGGGAGCACCACUCUGGUUGGUGACAACAGGGGAGGCGCCACAGUCGCCUGCUCUGUAGUCCGCGGCGGGACGUCGGAAUCAGGUUCAGCCACGGUUAGCGGAGGAGGGGCGGGCUCCACAGGAAGCCAGCCGGUGGUGCGACCAAAGAAACGGAGAAAGAGCUACCGGAGUUUCCUCCCAGAGGGCAGCGGCUACCCGGACAUCGGCUUUCCACUCUUCCCACUCUCUAAGGGCUUUGUGAAGAGCGUUCGAGGUGUGCUGCUGCAGUACCGAGCUGCGCUGGCCGCCGCUGCCAUCACUGAGCACACAGAGGACAAGUAAGUGCCUCCUCGCCAUUCCCCCAACACACGUCUGCACUGUUCCCUGCUCUUUUCCUCCUUCUCUACUACCUUUUCAUCCGCCUUGCGCUGUAGAGGAGGAUCCAUUACUUGUCAUCUUUGGGGGGGGGCUACAAUUUUCAAUCUUCUGUACCCCUGUCCAGAGCUGCACUGUGCCCCCAGCACUGCCCACAUUUUUGUCCUCCAUUUCUUAGUCUGUACCGCUCCUGCUGCCCCAAACUCCACAAUGUUUUUUGCCUUUUUCCCCCCAUAACCCCUCUGGAUCAAACCACGACUGCAGGAGAACAGCACCUUUUGAUCAGGAGAGUGAGCAGGUUCAGGUUUGGACGCGACUUGAUAAUGUCUUUGUUCUCCUUCAGUGUCUCUUCAGAUGAGUGUGAUGGAUAAAGAGGAGCGGACCUCACAUGCGCUCAACCAUUUGCACAAACCUAUGGGAGCUACCCUGUCACACAGGAACCCUCAUCUGCUCAUGGACACAGGUAAACACACGGAGCUUUUACCCAAGCCCGUCAUAGUUUCUCUUUUGGCCUCAGCAGGACUUCAGCGGAGGUGGUGUGGAUGCUUAAAGGACUGAAUGAGAUGAUAAAUCAGUGCCAUGAACCCUCCUCCACCCUCCUCAUCCACCUUAGCCUCCAGCAGCAUCCACCGUAUGGGUGGGGGUUUGCUGGAUAAACCACUCUGCCGUCUCAAUCAGCAGGAAAAAAAUGUAAAGCAGACUCGUGAUCGUCGCUGCAUUUUGGACGAGGUCAAAGAUGGCUGAAAAACUGCAAAGCCCAGCUCUCCUGGCUGUCGGGUCGACUGCGGCUAUCUGUAGCACUACUGAUAUUAUCGCUGUACCAUCCUGCACUACAACAAACGAAUGGACAAUCUGGUCUGGGAGAGGUGAAUACACCGACCAGGAGGAUUCUUUUUAAAUAGAAAUCACUGGUUGUACGCUUUCUGCCAAAUUCUCUCUAUCCACAAACACACACGCAUGCACACACACACACACACACACACACACACACACACA
Molecule: messenger RNA, 5577 nt
Organism: Epinephelus fuscoguttatus (brown-marbled grouper)
Lineage: Eukaryota; Metazoa; Chordata; Actinopteri; Perciformes; Serranidae
Gene: ube2o
Product: ubiquitin-conjugating enzyme E2O
Exons: 22
Coding region: 373-4548 (1391 amino acids)
Source: RefSeq, a predicted model, not a curated record